Molecule: messenger RNA, 876 nt
Organism: Fusarium venenatum
Lineage: Eukaryota; Fungi; Ascomycota; Sordariomycetes; Hypocreales; Nectriaceae
Product: RTA1 like protein-domain-containing protein
Cellular component (GO): membrane
Source: RefSeq, a predicted model, not a curated record
AUGGACAUGUACCAACGAGACGCAUCGGCUGAUGCCGGGGACGCGGGUGGCUUCAAGCUGUAUCACUACGAUCCAUCAAUGGCUGGCGGUGUCAUAUUCACCCUCCUUUAUAUCGGCACCACAAUCUUUCACACCUGGCAACUUUACCGAGGACGAUCCUGGUUUACGAUUCCUUUAGCUAUUGGUGGUUUACUUGAGGUUAUUGGAUAUGCUGCGAGAUGCAAGUCUGCCAACGAAACCCCAAAUUGGGAAUUGGGCCCUUAUAUCAUCCAAAGUAUCUUUCUGCUCGUCGCUCCAGCACUCUUUGCUGCCACCAUUUAUAUGGAGCUUGGUAGAAUCGUUGAGAUGAUUGAUGGAGAAGGGCGGGUGAUGAUCAGCAAGAAGUGGAUGACUAAGAUCUUUGUGACUGGAGACAUACUAUCAUUCUUUCUGCAAGGUGGAGGUGGUGGCUACCAGUCUUCUGGUACACUCGAGGCGUUAGAUGCAGGAGCGAAAAUCAUUAUUGCUGGAUUAUUUGUCCAACUGAUCUUCUUCGGCGUUUUUGUCAUCAUCGCCAUAUCCUUUCAUCGAGCUAUCAGUGAAAACCCAACAGGCCGGUCGACCAGCGGACUCCCAUGGAAGAAGCACAUGAUGGUGCUUUACGUUUGCAGUUUCCUUAUCAUGGUUCGAUCACUUUUCAGAGCGAUUGAGUAUUUGCAAGGCAACAGCGGUUUCCUUCUUCAGCAUGAGAUUUAUCUCUACAUCUUCGACGCACUCUUGAUGUUCCUCGUUAUGGUAAUCUUCAACUGGUUCCAUCCAUCUGAGAUAACUGCCAUCUUGGACGAGAGAAGGGGUGGUAAAGGGUACAGCAUGGGAGCGUUCUCGUCGUGCGCGUAA